CGGACUAAGGUGCCACCCUUUAAAAAAUGAUUCUUAUUUUAAAAAGAAUCAUUAUUAUUUAAAAAACUAAUUAUUCAAACCCUACCAAAGAUUUUUCAGUGUAAAGUUAAGUCUUCUUCCCAGCCUAUAUUUUCCUGUCUCUCGCUAGAGGCAAUAAUUACUGUCAGUCUCCUGUGUAUCUUUCCAGGUGUAGCCUAUGUGUAUGUCUCUAUGUACAAACCCUACCUGUUUUAUUUGUAAACACAGCAGAUUAUGCACCCUGUUCAGUACCUUUCAUUUUCCACCCAGUGAUGCAUUGUGCGUAUCGGAACACAUCUGUCUUGGUCUUUUUGAUGGCUGUGUAGUAUUCCACUGCGAGGCCCCCAUUGAUGGAUAGGCUUGCAAAUACAAGGGAUGCUGCAGUGAACAUCCUUGUACAGGUGACUUCAGGCACCCGAGGAAGCAGAUCUGUCGGAAACAACAGGGCGUUCGUUUCCAACAGUUCCAGAUGGCUCAGCAAUGCUCCCCAAAUGAGUAUUUUGACGGAUUGCUGAAUGUUUGCAAACCGUGUCUCCUUCGAUGUCCUAAUACCCCUCCUCUGAGAUGUCUGCGUUAUUGUAAUGCAAUGAAAGGAACCAACGCCAUUCUCUGGACCUGUUUGGGCCUAAGCCUCCUCGUGUCUUUGACACUUUUCAUACUGAUGUUCUUGCUAAGAAAGAUGAGAUCUGAACCGUUAAAGGAUGAAUUUAAAAGCACAGAAUCAGCUCUUCAGAACAAGGCUAAUGCUGACCUGGACAACAGAAAAGACAGCAGGACCGGUGCAGAAAUUCUUCUUUCCAGAGGCCUGGGGUACACGGUAGAAGAAUGUACCUGUGAAGACUGUGUCAAGAGCAAAGCGAAGGUCGAUUCUGACCAUUUCUUCCCACUGCCAGCGAUGGAGGAAGGCGCAACCAUCCUUGUCACCACAAAAACAAACGAGUACUGCAACUGCCUGCCUGCUGCUGGGAGCGUCACAAGGAUGGAAAAAUCCAUUUCUACCAGAUAAUUAACCAUUUCGACUGGUGUAGAGCUGCUUUGAAAAUCUCUGGUCACAAGGAAAAGAUGAUAUAUCAGGUCUCUUUAGGAUGCUUGCACUUAUCAGUCACUGAAACAGCUUUUUGUCCUCUAAUUCUGGAAAAUCUUUAUGUUAAGAUGUAUUUCUCUUAGUGUUGGGAGCUUAACUGUGGAAACUUUCUUGGUUUCAUGAUUAAAUUCUUGACUCACUGAAAAAAAGGACUGCAGUGUGUCGAUCCCAUAGUCACACAUUUCUAUGGCUAGACCAGUUCCCUUCG
Molecule: messenger RNA, 1310 nt
Organism: Hipposideros armiger (great roundleaf bat)
Lineage: Eukaryota; Metazoa; Chordata; Mammalia; Chiroptera; Hipposideridae
Gene: TNFRSF17
Product: TNF receptor superfamily member 17
Exons: 4
Coding region: 488-1024 (178 amino acids)
Biological process (GO): tumor necrosis factor-mediated signaling pathway
Molecular function (GO): signaling receptor activity
Source: RefSeq, a predicted model, not a curated record